Molecule: messenger RNA, 3969 nt
Organism: Ruditapes philippinarum (Manila clam)
Lineage: Eukaryota; Metazoa; Mollusca; Bivalvia; Venerida; Veneridae
Product: protein flightless-1 homolog
Exons: 5
Coding region: 704-3106 (800 amino acids)
Molecular function (GO): protein binding
Source: RefSeq, a predicted model, not a curated record
CCAGAAUUUCAUUGGUGAAUCACUAACUUCAUAUAACCUUAUUGCAACAUCAGCGAUUCACUGUCCUACUUAUAGCUUUAUUAUAAAAACAAUUAUUCUACUUAUUAUAUACAGUCAGAUACCUUAAUUACCUUUUAAAGUGCACUUAUUAUAAUAAAUACAGUAACUUUAAAAGAAACAGAAAUCUGCAUCCAAGAUUCCUAUUAUUGUGGUCCAAUUAACCUAUUCAAUAUAUUGAACCAUUCAAGUCAAUUACGGCCAACUGUGAUGAUACAAGGAGUAUAAACCUCCCUAAUUGGUCCAUAAAUACUACACACAAAACUGUGUUAAAAUUUUCUCAGCAGAGUAAAGAGUUAUACUUGAAAUAAGUAUAGGAAAUUUUUUAUUGAUUAUAACCUCAUUGGAUUAUACAGUGUAAUUAAGUACUUAAAGAAAACAUUGGAUGUAUUUUAUUACGACAUGUAAUAUUUUUCAGGGCAUCAUAAAUAAUGACAAAAUAAUUAACAUUGUUAUUAUAUGGCUACAAAUGGCACUAAUUGUGACAAAGAUUUUUUUUUAGAGUAACAGUAACAUGUGUAUAGGAAUCCGAGACAGCUGAUGAAAUAGCUGUAAAAUUUAUUUCUUUUAUAAGUCUUUUGUAGAUUUUGGAUUAAAAAACAGACAGACAACAACCACAACAACUGGAGGAGCAGCUAAAACCUAGAUGGCACUUUCUACAUUAAAGAGCUCUGGAUACCGGACAUGGUCCACAAGAGCAUUUCCUAUUCCUGAUGACCCUCGGUAUGACCUUACAUACACAUCACAUGACAAAUCACAUGGUACAACAAGGUCAAAGGGUACAAUAAAGUCACAGAGUACAAAAAGGUCACAGAGUACACAGUUACGUCUGCAUCUCACUACAAAUUCCCAAGGACUGGUUCAGCUGGAUUUAUCCCAUAGAGAUCUUCAGUUAAUGCCGAUUGAAAUUUUUCUGUUCUCCAGACUGGAAGUGUUGAAAUUAUCGCAAAACUAUUUCCGAGAAAUUCCUUUGGCAAUUUCAAGGUUACGGAGCCUGAAAUUUUUGCACUUGGAAGAAAAUAGUCUCAGCUUCUUACCUGAAACACUGAGCAAUUGUCUGAACAUUCUCGAAAUAAACCUGACAAAAAACAAACUUGCUGCACUGCCAACAAACAUUGGAAUGUUAAAGAAACUUCGUGUAUUGAGACUAGGUCAGAAUGAGUUUGAAUGUUUACCACAUGAAAUUGGACAGCUUGAAAACUUGAGAUAUUUAGACGUUCAAGGAAACACACUCUGGUAUUUGCCUUUUUCAAUUGCAAAGAUGCAUAAGCUGAAGUAUCUGAACUUGUCAAACAACAGAUUUGAGCACCUCCCUUUACCAGUGUGCAAGAUAACAUCUCUUAAGACCUUGACCUUGCGUGGGAACAAUUUAAUGAACCUCUUGCCGGACUUUGAUUGCUUGCAGCAACUACAAGAGUUAAAUUUGGCACAUAACAACUUUGAGAUUAUCCCUCAAUCUAUUUUUAGACUAAAACAUCUCCAGUACUUAAAUCUCAAUGGAAAUAUGCUGGAAACUAUACCAAAUGCGUUAACGACAUUGAAAUCAUUGAAAGUACUACAUCUCCAUGACAACAGAAUAAAAUUCAUUCCUGAUGAUUUUCAAAACUUGCAAUAUCUAAAUGUAGCCAACAAUCAGCUUUACAAUUUCUCUGUGGUCAACAUAAAGAAUUUGAAACUUUUAAAUGCCAACAGUAACUAUCUUGAGAAUAUUCCCAUGGGCCUGUAUUCCCUCUCCAAAAUUCAAAGUGUGCGCCUCAACACCAAUCAGAUUAGGUACAUAUCAACAGACAUCGCAAACCUAAAAAAGUUACGCACCUUGGACAUUGGCAACAACAUGCUUGUGAAUAUUCCUCAGGUUCUGCAACAGCUUACAAGACUCGACUAUUUUAAUGUCAAGGGAAACAAGAUACAAGAAAGAAUUGCCCUUCACAAUGGUGAAAUCACUGCACCAAUAGACUUCUACAAAAAACGGCGAAUGUUUGAAGCCAAAAGGCAUACAAUGGAUUCAGGAAGGAGGUACAAGUCCAUUAAAAGCCAAAGGUCAAGAUCAAGGUCAAGGUCAGGUAACUUUGAGCAAACCACAAUGUCCAAGUCAUCUACAAUACCAACAACCCAGAACAACUCUCACAAAAUGUGGGAUUCAGCUGAUCUUUUAGAAAAUGGUUUCACAGAGCGCCACCUUGAGACAAACGCUAGCUCUGCCUACUUAAACCAUAAACCUCCCACAUAUAGCGAACACAGUCAUGGUUACCAUGAUGCCAGCGUUACGGAAUACAGUUACAGGUCAUCUGGACAUGUUACAGCACAUGAGGCCGCCCUACUGACAGAUAGUGAUGAUGUAUCAGCAAUUACAAGAGCAGACUACAAGUUGCUAGGGAUAUGUAACCAAGUAGAAAUGCUUCUAAAUAAACAGUUACUACAUCCUGUCCUGUCCUUGAAAGGUCAUGAUAUGGGCAAAAGUUUCUCUGAGAAAUCUAUAGUUAAGACAGCCAGUGGUUUAUGGAGGAUGAGUGAGGAGAGAGACGAGAAUGUAUCACCGGGUCUCGUUGUCAUGACAACAGAAACAUUUACUGUUACACCGCAAGGUGGUUGGUUAACUUCGUCACAUGACAACAACAUCAGCAUCUUUCUCCCGCCAAAAGCCGUGUCCACUCUCAUCCAGACACAAAUGAAAAUACUGAAAAUACAACCUGAGAGGCUUUUGAAACUGAGACAAAGCAGUAGAAUGGUGAGCAACAUCAUAGCCCUUGGUCCCAUUGUAUACCUGAAAAACCUUGACAGUGGAGACUUCAACCAUCAGGUCACCAUUACAAUACCUUCCCCAAAGAGUGAGACACGUGGCCAUCUACAUCUCCUUACCAUCAAGGAAGACAACUCUUGCACACCUUGUACUAGUGGAUUCCAACACAAAAAUGGUUAUGUUGUUCUAAGAGCAUGGAACCUAGCUGGAAAAGCUGCAAUAAUCACAAGGGCAAAGUGUAAAUAUAAAGCCUGCAAGUCCAUGGAGAGCCUGCUUAAUCAAUUAACAGGUCAAAGUUCACUGCAUUGAUUGAACAGUGCAUUGAGAAGAUUUAAUAUCUUGUGGGAAAAUCAGGACAUACAUGUUUAUUUGUAAAUAUAAUUUGUGUGUAAAACAGCACUAACUUGCCAAUGAUAUUUUAUAAUUUAUUAAAAUUCAUAAGCAUAGUUAAUGAUUUGAUGAUUUUGCUGAGUAUGGGUGAAAAAUUAAUACAUGUUUUCUUUUAAAUAUUUGUUUUUAUUUUCUUUCUUUUUUAUAUUUACUAAGUAAACAAGGAAAGGAUGCAGAACAACUAUAGUUAAUUUAAGCAUGUAUAUUUAAAGGGUAUAAAGCUAUAUAUUAUGAAAUACUUUUUAAAGACUAACUGACAAUAAAAUUAUAUUGUUUUCAUAAUCUUAUGGUCAAUUCAUGCAAGAGUUGUAUCAUAGAAUGUCUCUAUUAUUUAACAUUCAUGAAUAUUGUACACAAACAGAAUCAAAUGUUCCAGAAAAAAAUAUUAUUUUGCUAUUUUAAGGAAGGUUUUAUUGACUUAACAAUGACUUCAUGUAUGCAUAUUCAGGAUACAUAUGAAUAUUGGUAUGUACUUGGAUUACACCCCAGACUCUCCAAGCAUGUGUAUUGUGUUCUUCUAUGUUUUUGAAGUUUAGAAGUUAGUCUGUUGGUUUUUUCUGGAUAUUAUGCCAAUUUUAACACAUUAUUUUUUUGUCACAUCAUGGCAGUCCAUUCAUCUACAGGUUUCCUCAGAUAACUAACAAGUUACUACUUAUUUCUCCGCAAGUGACAGACAAAUAUUCCCAUAUGAUUUCAGAAAUCAGGUGUGACUGACAAAUGACCAAUAAACUUGAUUUCAGAGAUCAAUUGUCGCCCAAAGAUUAAUCCCACCACUUCUGGAU